GUGUUCUCAAAAGAUCAGUCCUCUUUACUGUCCAUCUGACGGGGUGCUAAGAACUUGAAGUUACUAUUAAGCUCUUCAGAGGAAGAAGGAAGGAAAAAGAAACAAGCUUACAGUGAAAAGAAAAGGGGACCACCACAUUGUUAAAUCAUGGAUUACAACAAGUCAGGUACUUCUCAGAUGGGAUGGAACAGAACUUAUUCCACUGGUCAGUCAACCACGCCACCAAGCCAGAAUCAACAGUACCAAUACCCGGAACCCACUCAGCUUCCCCCAGCAUACUCUGCACAGCAGCCGGGCUUUGGAGCUGCACCACACUAUGCAGGUGUGAGAUACGAGCAGCAGCCUCAGCCUUACUCCAUGGGCCAGCAGUAUGUAGGACAGCCAAGGAUCAUCACUGUGCAGCCGGCAAUGUUCAGGAAUCCAGCCUCACCACAAGUCCCAGUAAAUGACUACUUGGGCUACUCCAUCUUCACCUUGCUCUGCUGUUGCCUGCCACUUGGAAUUUGUGCCCUCGUCCACUCCAUCUCGACCCGUGACGCGAUUCAACGUGGUGACCAGGUGGCAGCAGAGCGCUACAGCAGUACAGCCAGGACCCUGAACCAUGUAGCUCUGGGAAUUGGGCUUACAGUUUUUACAUCAUCCAUUAUUUACGUUAUUGUUAUGUUCUCUGUCCUCUAA
Messenger RNA from Melanotaenia boesemani (Boeseman's rainbowfish), 678 nucleotides. Its product is annotated as proline-rich transmembrane protein 1-like. Gene Ontology annotation, cellular component: membrane. The coding region runs from base 148 to 678 and encodes 176 amino acids. NCBI's taxonomy places the organism in Eukaryota, Metazoa, Chordata, Actinopteri, Atheriniformes, Melanotaeniidae. The transcript has 3 exons. The record is from RefSeq and is a predicted model, not a curated record.